CGUGACCGUUUUCCUGGCUCGCGGUUGUGGCACAAAUCGUGAUUUUCGAGGCUCUCUCUCUCUAUGGAUUAUAACGGGGAAAAACGGACAAAGACACAUAUUUACGAAUCUUAAAAUCGGAUGUGUUAAAUUGUUUUGUUCUGGGGUUCUUUCGGGAAUUGAGGAGCCGCUUUCAUACGAGCUGCCGUUUAGUUUUUACUACGGGGUUUGUUUACCACAUUUCAACUUGGUUGGUGAGUAACGUUAGCUAUUUAUAGGUUAGCGGCUUUCGUAAUUUGCUAACAGCUGUGGCUGUGUUUUCAAUCUGAACUUGGAAAGCCCGUAUCGUUCGCUUUGGUUGACUGUUGAAUAUCAAAAUAAAGCUAGCUAGCUAACGAUAAAGGAUAUAGGUAGUUGGCGAGCUUCUCAAAACACUCGCACUUGUCUGUUAAGCACUGUUUACUCUGCUACUAGUUAGCCACAAAAGAAAAUGUCACAAGAAGGACUCGCAAGCUAUGAUGUAUACAUUUUUUCACCAGUACAAAAACGUUUCUUAAGUGUCCGCUAUACCUUAAUGUUUCUAUUUAAUGUUCAACAUAUACAUCCCGCUGACUUUACAGUCCACUAGCUUUAAUGUUAGCCAUGCAAGUGUGUGUUUUGGGGAGGACGCUUGUUGGAUGUUUGUUCAAGCCCAGACCACAUGACCACCGUGUUCCUAAUGUAUUUAGCUGUUAGCUAGCCUACGAGUGUGUUGGAAAUACGUUUAUUUUUUAUUUUGUCGGUUUGAAGAAGUAACACUAAAGCAGGGGAUGCCAGGUAUGACUUUAGAACACACGCCGUCAGUUUUUACGUGGAUUUCACAGCCAAGUAUUUGAAAACUGAAUAUUGCGUCUUGGCCCGAUUCCUGUGCGAAAUGCCAUGCACUGACCUAGCUAGCGAUGCCAGCUGGCUAGUUUAGUUAGCCUAGCUGGCUAGUUUAGUUAGCCUAGCUAGCUAGUUGUGUCUCUGACGCAUCAAUCCAGAUGGGAAUGGAACUCCAACCUAUUGUUAGCGUUGCGUUCUGGAAUUCUAGAAUUUCAAAUUGCGAUUGUUCCAUAUUUUUAGGAAAUGCGUUUUAGAACAGCCGUUUCAAAAUAUGUUCACCGUCAAAACUUUUUUUUUUCGUGACCGUUAGUUAGCUAACUCUUUUAGCUAGUGUUCCGUUAUGUUUUCCUUGUAGGCCCAUCCAUGAUGGUGGUAGCAUGUUGUAGCUAGCCAGCUAGUAUUACCUUGCUAAGCCCUCCCAAUCCUUUUAACAGCUAGCUAGCUAGCGCGCUAAUUUCAUGUGUAGUUGUCGUUAUGUCAUCACUUCAGUUGCGGCCUGUUGCAACCAACCUUGAUGUUGUUAAGCCACCUUUGUCUCAGAUUCUUAGCUAGGUAGCGGUUUUGGUAAGGUGUGAAACUGGUUUAUUAGCCAGAUAGCAAUAGAAGGCAGGUUGAUGUAGCCAACGUUAGCUAUCGUUAAAUCCAUCACCACAAACCUAUAGCUAAACCGCCUUGUAUAAGAUUUGUUUUUAGCAGAAUUAAGCUUUUAACAAGGCCGAAAAUAACCAGCUGAUUGCCAAUGGUUAAUAACUUGUUUACAUUUUUCAGAGUAUACAUACACGAGCAAGCCCCUCCCUGCAUGCGGCGUGGUUAAUAAGUUACACAACAACACCGUGACAACACGUUGACCCCAAUACAAAUAGCAUCAGACUAGCUAUAUUUACCAGUGAUGGCAAACCAGCUAGAAAUACACUGUUGCUAUUCCAUACACAGGUGUGCUAUCUUGGCAUUGUUGAUCGCUAAAUAAAGAAAACACACGUGGUUUCAUUUGUGACGUUAGCAAAUUGUCCUACACUGCACUGCAGUACAGUAGAAAGCUAGCUAAUGUAGAGGUGUGUGUGUAUAUAUAAUGCAGGAAACGGAUCGAUAAACUGCUUCUCAGCGGGGACUAUACUUUCCAUUAUCCACCUGUGGUUGAACUGUGUUCUGACGACACUGGUCCAAAUUAUUUGUAUUUGUUGGGUUUUAUUUUAUUGAGAAAGGAAAGGUAACCUAUAUUGUGAGUCAGGGGUCCGCGUCACUAACUGAUGGACUACACAGUCCACGCGUUGGUCCACAUUCUAAUGUAACAUCCCAAUCCGAUCACACCUCAUACAGUUACUAUUUACAUCAAUGUAUGAAAAGUAUAAUGAGCCUUUACCUUUUUACUUUCUUUAUUAUGAGUGCUUAUCUCAAUGUUAGAUUCAGCCUUAUUUAACUAUUAACUGAAAUCAGUACGGAGCUUAUUAGAUUCAGCCUUAUUUAACUGAAGUCCCAUGUAGCUCAGUUGGUAGAGCAUGGCGUUUGUAACGCCAGGGUUGUGGGUUCGAUUCCCACGGGGGGCUAGUAUAAAAAAAAGAAUGUAUGCAGUCACUAGCUGUAAGUCGCUCUGGAUAAGAGCGUCUGCUAAAUUACGUUUAAAAAAAACUCACAAACACAAUCAGUAUGGAGCUUGUUAGAUUCAGCCUUAUUUAACUGAAAUCAGUAUGGAGCUUGUUAGAUUCAGCCUUAUUUAACUGAAAUCAGUAUGACGCUUGUUAGAUUCAGCCUUAUUUAACUGAAAUCAGUAUGGAGCUUGUUAGAUUCAGCCUUAUUUAACUGAAAUCAGUAUGGAGCUUGUUAGAUUCAGCCUUAUUUAACUGAAAUCAGUAUGGAGCUUGUUAGAUUCAGCCUUAUUUAACUGAAAUCAGUAUGACGCUUGAACCACUGUUCUAACAUUCUAGACAUGGCUCAGGGAUUGAUAUAUUAAGGGAAGCCCUAUUGCCCGACAUGAGCAGUCGCUCAUGAACCUGCUUUGUUGUUGCCCCAUUGGGCAGGUGAUUUUCUUUCUCUUUCUGAUACAAACCAAAAUGCAAAUAAUUCCACUAGUCUGGUCUUUCUGGUUCUUCCCCUGUGUGUAGGUGAAUAUAGCUACUUUAUGUUUUUGGGCAAGGGAUCAUAAUCGUUGGGCAACCAAAAAAAGACUCCUUCCAGACCUUAAAGGGAAGAUUGCAUAAUUAGGUUGCUGUUAAACAUUCUGAUUGGUUUCAUCCUUCCAACUAAAAGUCCCAAUACGACAUAUCACUUUACAUUUGUAUUUUGGGCAAAAUUUUAUAUUUUGUCUGAAUUUGACCGAAGUCAUGUCGGAAAAGCGUUGGGAAAAGUGACGUCAAUAGAAGAACACACAGCAGGAGUGAAGCCACUGUCCACAUAAGAUGCUGAAGACCCACAUCAUUGUUUUAGAAAAAAUAUUUUGCCACUGAAUAAAGCCAAAUUAUAAUCUGACCAUAUCCUGUGAUUUCUUUAUUCUGUAUCAACUAAAAAUGUUUUCAUCACUACAGCACGCAGGCUUUUAGCAUAGCCCCCUUUCCAGCCCUGCUGGCUUACCCCUACUAGCUAACCACUAGCAACCUUGAAACAUCACUUAUUAGCAGUUCAGCACAUCAGCGUUUCUCGUACUGUUACACAAAAUCAAGAUACACCUUUAUCAUCACAGUAGACAUUGAACGUCUAAAACCAAACUGGCUAAAACUCUGUUGUUGGCCAAUGGUAGCUAUAGCUAGCCACAUGCUAACCUGAAUGCUAACGUUACUAGCAGCAAUAAGAGUAAAUCCAGGUAUAAUGGCUAACACAAACAUUGUCUACCAUGAUAUCCUGCAAGUUAUAUUGGUCAAUAAGGACCAGGCAGUUCAGCAAAAAUAAAGACAGCUUGAAAUAAACAAUGACAUUCAUCCAAUUUGGUUUUUGACCAUUCAUUUCUGCAAAAUGUGCAGCAUUGAUGGAGUUGUUGUAGCUUGCUUGCUAUAGCUAGCUUAUUCCAUCCCCAAACACCAUGCUAGAUCCGAGUGGGCCAGUUGGUUUUGCAUAGCCCGGUGCACUUAGAAAGCUGGUGUCCACAUCACUAAGGAACUUCAUGGUCCACACACAUAAACACAGUUGUGAAGAGGGCACGACAACACCUCUUCCCCCUUUGGAGGCUGAAAAGAUUCGGUAUGGGCCCUCAGAUCCUCAAAAAGUUCUACAGCUGCACCAUCGAGAGCAUCUUGACUGGUUGCAUCACUGCCUGGUAUGGCAACUGCUUGGCAUCCGACCGCAAGGUGCUACAGAGGGUAGUGCGUACAGCCCAGUACAUCACUGGGGCCAAGCUUCCUGCCAUCCAGGACCUCUAUACCAGGUGGUGUCAGAGGAAGGCCCUAAAACUUUUCUAAGACUCCAGCCACCCAAGUCAUAGACUGUUCUCUCUGCUACAGCAUGGCAAGUGGUACCGAUGCACCAAGUCUGGAACCAACAGAACCCUGAACAGUUUCUACCCCCAAGCUAUAAGACUGCUAAAUAGUUAGUUAAAUAGUUAACCAAUAGCUGCUUUUAUCUAACCCGUUGCCUAGUCACUUUAUUAUAAUAAUAAUAAUAUAAUAUGCCAUUUAGCAGAUGCUUUUAUCCAAAGCGACUUACAGUCAUGCGUGCAUAAUUUUUUUUUUGUGUAUGGGUGGUCCCGGGGAUCGAACCCACUACCUUGGCGUUACAAGCGCCGUGCUCUACCAGCUGAGCUACCCUACCUAUAUGUACAUGUCUACCUCAAUUACCUCUUACCCCUGCACAUUGACUUGGUACUGGUACCACGUGUAUAUAUAUAUAUAUAUAGCCAAGUUAUCAUUACAUUAUUAUUUUUCUAUUAUUUCUCUCUGUAUUGUUGGGACGGGCCGUAAGUAAACACUUCACUGUUAGUCUACACCUGUUGUUUAUCAAGCAUUAUUUUUUAUAAGCUUUUGCAUAAAGACCUACGUUGUUAGAUUUGUGGAAUAUAUAUAUAUCGUGCAACCUUUCCUUUAACGUCAAUCCCUGGCCUGGCUACUUCAUUCCUUGAUCUACCAGACAGUCUGUCUGCUGUGCUUAAGUUAGUGAAUGAUUUUAUAAUCUGUACAGUCCUGGUGUCAUUUGGCACCGUUCUAAAGGUAAAACGAGGCCUGUGAAUUAUGUUAUGGUGCUCUAUUGUGUGUGUUGCAUAUCUUUAUGGAUGCUGUUUGUCUAUAGUGUUGCUUUUGUCAACGCCUGCAAUACUGCCUGCCUGUGUUUCUCAGGCUGUGUGUGAAUGUGAUGUUUAGCAAAUUGGCCUAUUUAGGUUUAUAGGUGGAGGUAGACUGUAGGGUUCAGUGUUUCCUCCGGAAAAAUUUGUAGCAGUCAGGGAAAAAUGUGAGGGGGUUCGGGUCCCCCCCCCCGGAUAAUUAUUUAUGAAUUAAUCUCCCGAGUGGCGCAGUGCUAGCUGUGCCACUAGAGAUCCUGGUUCGAAUCCAGGCUCUCUAGUGCGCACAAUUGGCCCAGCGUCGUCCAGGGUAGGGGAGGGAAUGGCCGGCAGGGAUGUAGCUCAGUUGGUAGAGCAUGGCGUUUGCAACGCCAGGGUUGUGGGUUCGAUUCCCACGGGGGGCCAGUAUGAAAAAAUAAAAUAAUAAUAAUAAUGUAUGCACUCACUAACUGUAAGUUGCUCUGGAUAAGAACGUCUGCUAAAUGACUAAAAUGUAAAUGUAAAAUGACUGAGAAGCUCAGUUCUGGUGACUUUUUAAAAGGACAUUGUACUCAAAAAAUGAAUGGGGGAAAAAUUUGCCCAAUAACAUAUUAGUACAAUAUUUUAACAUAUUGCACCAUGCAUAUAGCCAAGCAAGAAAACUGCUCCCAAAUGCUCUGUGUGACCAUCAGACAAUGUGGCAGGUAAGAAUAGAGAUUCUACCAGCCAAUGCCAAAAUACAUUUUGGGUUGUCACAAUACCAGUACUACUCAGAAGUACCAAGGAAAUCAAACAGGAAGCGUUGUGUGUGUGUUUGUGUGUAACCAUGAAUCUUCAUCUCCGGUCCCAUCAGAGCCGUCGGAGAUGAGUGGUCCCGAGGUAGUGAAGACGCCGGGGGGCGGGGCUCCGGGGAAGGAAGGCAAGGAGCCCAUAGCAAAUGGGCAUCCGGGAGAGGGCGAGCAGGGAGGAGACGAUCCCUUUGCUGAGUACAUGUGGAUGGAGAACGAGGAUGUUUACAACAGACAGGUUGGUGGACACACACAGAGACACACAGAGACAGACAGACCCACACACACAGAGACACACACAGACACACACACACACAAACAGAGACAGACACAGACACAGAGACACAGAUACACACACACAGAGACACACACACACAGAGACAGAUACACACACAGAGACACACACACACAGAGAACACACACAGAGACAGACCACACAGAGACAGAACACACACACACACACAGAGACACACACACAGAGACACACAACACAGACAGUUAGUCCCAGAUGUGUCUGCUUGAUGUCUGUCUUAUCAAGAGGAAACUCUUUAGAGGUGGAAUCCAACCACGCACCAUUCUCUGUCUGUUUCUGUCUGUCUCUCUCUCUCUCUCUCUGUGUGUGUGUGUUGUGUAAUGAGGAUGUCUCAUCUCCUGCUCUCGCUCCCCUCCUUUCCUUUCUAGACUGGCUCACUGCUACUACACUACUACUACUACUACUACUAUACUACUACUACUACUACUACUACUACUACUACUACUGCUACUACUGCUACUCUACUGACUACUGCUACUUCUACUACUAUACUACUACCCACUGUACUCUACUAUUUCUUGCUAGCACUACUGCUACAACGCUACUUAACUACUACUACUGCUACAACUACUACCAGUGUCUGGUCUGAAGAGGAGUUCCUGAAGCAUUGUUUCGCUCUCUCUCUCUCCCCUCCCUCCCUCCCUCCCUCCCUCCCUCCCUCCCUCUACACUACAUGACCAAAAGUAUGUGGACACCUGCUCGUCGAACACCUCAUUCCAAAUUCCUGGCCAUUAAUACGGAGUUGGUCCCCCCCCUUUGCUACUAUAACAGCCUCCACUCUUCUGGGAAGGCUUUCCACUAGAUGUUGGAACAUUGGUGCAGGGACGAGCAUUAGUGAUGUUGGGUGAUUAGGCCUGGCUCGCAGUCGGCGUUCCAAUUCAUCCCAAAGGUGUUCGAUGGGGUUGAGGUCUGGGCUCUGUGCAGGUCAGUCAAGUUCUUCCACACCGAUCUCGACAAACCAUUUCUGUAUGGACCUCGCUUUGUGCACGGCGGCAUUGUCAUGCUGAAACAGGAAAUGGCCUUCCCCAAACGGUUGCCACAAAGUUGGAAGCACAGAAUUGUCUAGAAUGUAAUUGUAUGCUGUAGCGUUAAGAUUUCCCUUCACUGGAACCAAGGGGCCUAGUUCGAACCAAGAAAAACAGCCCCAGACCAUUAUUCCUCCUCCAUCAAACUUUACAGUUGGCACUAUGCAUUCGGGUAGCGUUCUCCUGGCAUCCGCCAAACACAGAUUUGUCCGUCGGACUGCCAGAUGUUGAAGGGUGACUCAUCACUCCAGAGAACGCAUUUCCACUGCUCCAGAGUCCAAUGGCGGCGAGCUUUACACCACUCCAGCCGACGCUUGACAUUGCGCAUGGUGAUCUCAGGCUUGUGUGCGGCUGCUCGGCCAUGGAAACCCAUUUCAUGACGCUCCCAACGAACAGUUAUUGUGCUGACGUUGCUUCCAGAGGCAGUUUGGAACUCUGUAGUGAGUGUUGCAUCCGAGGACAGACAAUUUUUACGCGCUACACGCUUCAGCACUCAGCGGUCCCGUUUUGUGAGCUUGUGUGGCCUAUCGCUUUGCCACUUCACAAUAACAGCACUUACAGUUGACCGGGGCAGCUCUAGCAGGGCAGAAAUUUGACACACUGACUUAUUGGAAAGGUGGCAUCCUAUGACGGUGCCACGUUGAAAGUCACUGAGCUCUUCAGUAAGGCCAUUCUACUGCCAAUGUUUGUCUAUGGAGAUUGCAUGGCUGUGUGCUCGAAUUUUUUUUUUAUACACCUGUCAGCAACGGGUGUGGCUGAAAUAGCCGAAUCCACUAAUUUGAAGGGGUGUCCACAUACUUUUGUGUAUAUAGUGUAGAUACUGAACCUUCUUCUCUCUCCGUCAGGUUGAAGAGGAGUUGUUGGAGCAGGAGUUCUUGGAGCGUUGUUUCCAGGAGAUGUUGGACGAGGAGGACCAGGAUUGGUUCAUCCCGGCCAGGGACCUCCCCUCGGGGGUGGGUCAGAUCCAGCAGCAACUCAACGGCCUGUCAGUCAGCGACGGAGGAAACGCAGAGGAGAUGGCGGUGAGGAGAUACAGCGGAACACACACACACACCGUAUUAUGUACAACAAUGGACAGCCAUCUUGUGAUGGUAUAAUGUAUUUAUGUAUGUACACAUACAGUACCAGUCAACAGUUGACACACCUACUCAUUCAAGGGGUUUUCUUUAUUUUUACUAUUUUCUACAUUGUAGAAUAAUAGUGAAGACAUCAAAACUAUGAAAUAACACAUGGAAUCAUGUAGUAUCCGAAAGUGUUAAACAAAUCAAAAUAUAUUUUAUAUUUUAGAUUCUUCAAAGUAGCCACCCUUUGCCUUGAUGACAGCUUUGCACACUCUUGGCAUUCUCUCAACCUGCUUCACCUGGAAUGCUUUUCCAACAGUCUUGAAGGAGUUCCCACAUAUGCUGAGCACUUGUUGGCUGCUAUUUCCUUCACUCUGAGGUCCGACUCAUCCCAAACCAUCUCAAUUGGGUUGAGGUCGGGUGAUAGUGGAGGCCAGGUCUUCUGAUGCAGCACUCCAUCACUCUCUUUCUUGGUAAAAUAGCCCUUACACAGCCUGGAGGUGUGUUGGGUCAUUGUCCUGUUGAAAAACAAAGGAUAGUCCCACUAAGCGCAAACCAGAUGGGAUGGCGUAUCGCUGCAGAAUGCUGUGGUAGCCAUGCUGGUUAAGUGUGCUUUGAUUUCUAAAUAAACCACAGACAGUGUCACCAGCAAAGCACCCCCACACCAUAGCACCACCUCCUCCAUGCUUUACGGUGGGGACUACACAUGCGGAGAUCAUCCGUUCACCCACACCGCGUCUCACAAAGACACGGCGGUUUGAACCAAAAAUCUCCCAUUUGGACUCCAGCCCAAAGGACAAAUUUCCACCGGUCUAAUGUCCAUUGCUCCUGUUUCUUGGCCCAAGCAGGUCUCUUCUUAUUAUUGGUGUCCUUUAGUAGUGGUUUCUUUGCAGCAAAUCGACCAUGAAGGCCUGAUUCACGCAGUCUCCUCUGAACAGUUGAUGUUGAGAUGUGUCUGUGACUUGAACUCUGAAGCAUUUAUUUGGGCUGCCAUUUUUGAGGCUGGUAACUCUAAUGAACUUAUCCUCUGCAGCAGAAGUAACUCUGGGUCUUCCAUUCCUGUGGCGGUCCUCAUGAGAGCCAGUUUCAUCAUAGCGCUUGAUGGUUUUUGCGACUGCACUUGAAGAAACGUUCAAAGUUCUUGAAAUGUUCCGUAUUGACUGACCUUCAUGUCUUAAAGUAAUGAUGGACUGUCGUUUCUCUUUGCUUAUUUGAGCUGUUCUUGCCAUAAUAUGGACUUAGCCCUAUUUGGUAAAAGACCAUCUUCUGUAUACCCCCCCUACCUUGUCACAACACAACUGAUUGGCUCAAACGCAUUAAGAAGGAAAUAAAUUCCACAAAUUAACUUUUUAAGAAGGCACACCUGUUAAUUGAAAUGCAUUCCAGGUGACUACCUCAUGAAGCUGGUUGAGAGAAUGCCAAGAGUGUGCAAAGCUGUCAUCAAGGCAAAGGGUGGCUAUUUGAAGAAUCUCACAUUUUAAAAUAUAUUUUCAUUUGUUUAACACUUUUUUGGUUACUACAUGAUUCCAUAUGUGUUAUUUCAUAGUGUUGAUGUCUUCACUAUUAUUCUACAAUGUAGAAAAUAGUAAAAAUAAAGAAAAACCCUUGAAUGAGUAGGCGUGUCCAAACUUUUGACUGGUACUGUAUAUAUACAUACAUACACACCACAGGAGGUUGGUUUCUGUGUGUUUGAUGCCAUUCCAUUUGCUCCGUUCCACACAUUAUUAUGAGCCGUCCUCCCCUCAGCAGCCUCCAUUAAGACACAUACAUAUAUAUUAUAACAUCACAAGAUGGCUGUGUGUUUGUGAAUUUGUUUUGUACAAUUUAAUGGUUCUCACACUUUAUUUUCUCUUCUUUUCUUAAUCAUGCCAUCCCUCCACUCCUCCAUCCCUCCAUCUCAUUAUCCCUCCAUUUCAUUAUCCCUCCAUCUCAUUAUCCCUCCAUCUCAUUAUCACUCCAUCUCAUUAUCCCUCCAUCCGUCUCCAUCUCAUUAUCCCUCCAUCCGUCUCCAUCUCAUUAUCCCUCCAUCCAUCUCAUUAUCCCUCCAUCUCAUUAUCCAUCCAUCUCAUUAUCACUCCAUCUCAUUAUCCCUCCAUCUCUCUCCCUGCAGAGGAAGAGCAACUUGAACCCCGAUGCGAAGGAGUUCGUUCCAGGAGUGAAAUACUAGGAGUCCCCCUCACCCCCAGGGAGCGCCCACACACACACGCUUGCAGAGACUCUGGCGGCCUCGACCGGAACACACACACCGAACAACACACACAGGUCCAAGGCGUGUAGGUAGAAAUCCGUAAGAGGGUGGGGGGGGGGACUUCUUUUUAGUUUCUGUUUGUUUGAUGGUAAACUAAGGGACAGGUUGGGGGGAGGUUGGGUGGGGGGGGGGGAGGAGGGAGGGGUCAGUACGAACAGAACCCUAAGGAGGGAGCUGCUGCUCCAUUUACACUCUAGAGGCUGAGUCUCAAAUGGUACCCUAUACCCUAUGUAGUGCACUACUUUUGACCAGGGCCCAUGGGCUUGAGUCCAUAGGGAAUAGGGUGCCUUUUCGGACGCACACCGAGACGUACAUAUACAGAGAAAUGGGAAACUCUGUUUGAGAUUUUCCGACUUUUCAUGGUUGCCAUGUUGGCACCUAAAAGCUCCAUGAUAACGCAACAGGCGAAUCACAGAUGACACCCUGUUCCACCUUAUAGUGCACUACCUGGUCCAAAGUAGUGCACUACAUAGGGAAUAGGGUGCCAUUUUGAGAUCGGCAUUUAUACUUUUCAUGGCUGCCAUGUUUGUGCCGGAAUGUUCCACAACAUUACCAUUCUAAUUGGAAUCCAACUAAGAAUGUUCUUAGUGCCAUGGAUGACAGACAGUUGUCCGUUCUAGAACUCUGUACAUCUACGUACCUCUGGUCACAAUAUGACAUCAUCAUUUCUCUGUUCUAUAGGUCGUUAUCAAUAAAAUGUCACAAUACGGUCCAAAGCGUUCGAUUUGCCUGCUGAGGGGGCAAGGAGAACCCCAGCUCCACUAAAACCAUUGACAACUGUGUGUCGUUUUCAAGGGAUUGUUAAAUAAAUGCUAACUAUUUGGUUGUAAUAUCAUCACCUCUUGAAGCACAUAGUCAAAACUACAAAGGUCAGAUUAUUCCAUAUUUAGCUCUAUCAUCAGUUAUACAGUAACUGCAUGCUUUUCAUGAUCAGUAAACAUCAAUUGAUCAUGGAAUUUCAGAUACGAGAGGGUAGCCUUCACGAUAUCUCUCAAUAUUGACCACCAUUGAUUGGAUAUUUGAGUGAUAGAAAAGUGACCUAUACCUGACAAGGACGAGUGGUUCAGGUGAAUUUCCCAUCCUUUGUGGGCUCUGCUUGUCAAGCAGCAGAAGGGCGCAUUUGCAGAUGUACUGUUAGCUGAUAAUGCAAGCUACCGGUAGAAACUUUGUACAGUUGGCUAAACAUAUAGUGGUAAGUAGACCUAAUGUACUUUUUUCUCCAACCAACUUAGGCCUACAGCGAAGUUAGCUAGCAUUAUCCCCUCUACAACAGUGUUUUAAUCACUAUUGCUGCUGAAAGACGUGAUAGAGGCAACAUUGAUUGAUGUACCACGUCAGUGUGGCUAGCUAACGACAGAUCACGUCAAUGUAGCUAGCUAACGACAGAUCACGUCAAUGUAGCUAGCUAACGACAGAUCACGUCAAUGUAGCUAGCUAACGACAGAUCACGUCAAUGUAGCUAGCUAACGACAGAUCACGUCUAUGUGGCUAGCUAACGACAGAUCACGUCAAUGUGGCUAGCUAACGACAGAUCACGUCAGUGUGGCUAGCUAACGACAGAUCACGUUAAUGUAGCUAGCUAACGACAGAUCACGUCAAUGUGGCUAGCUAACGACAGAUCACGUCAAUGUAGCUAGCUAACGACAGAUCACGUCUAUGUGGCUAGCUAACGACAGAUCACGUCUAUGUGGCUAGCUAACGACAGAUCACGUCAAUGUGGCUAGCUAACGACAGAUCACGUCUAUGUGGCUAGCUAACGACAGAUCACGUCAAUGUGGCUAGCUAACGACAGAUCACGUCUAUGUGGCUAGCUAACAAGCUAACUUUCAGGGGAUACACUAGAUGGCUCUAUCCAUAUAUUGUUUGAUUUGCUUGUCCUCUAGUGGUGGUGACCAUAGUCCACUUUACCAAGAGGAGGACUUGCCGACGUCAAGCUCUUUCCAAAAGCCUAAUCUCUGAAGCAAGCUAAAUGAUAUGUUGUUUGCUUGGCUAUCUAGUUAGCUACAUGCCAAAUGAAUGGGCUACUCUCAUAUCUGAAAAUACAUGAUCAAUGGAUGUUUAUUGAUCAUGAAAGCAUGCAGUUACUCGCUGUAUAACUCUGACUACGCUCUUCAAGAGGUGAUAAACAGUUAUUACAGUCAUUUAGCAGACGCUCUUAUCCAGAGCGACUUACAGUUAAGUGAGUGCAUAAAUGUUUCAUACUGCCCCCCCCCCCCGUGGGAAUGGAACCCACAACCCUGGCGUUGCAAGCACCAUGCUCUACAAACUGAGCCACAGGGGACCAUCCCUGUUUAUAACAUUGAUUUAACAAUCCCUCAAAUGGCACAUAGUUGUCAACAGGUUUAACGGAGCUGGAGGUCUCCUUGCCCCCCCCGAGCAGCCAAAUCCAACGCUCUGCGCCGUAUUGUGACGUUAUCAACGACCUAUUGACCUGCCUAAUUUCCCCAUUUAUUACAUCAUAAACUCUCUGUCUGUGUAGAGCUGUUUUUUUUUUAUUUCUCAUGGGUCUGGUUCCAAACCAGUUUCUCCUCUCUCCUACCUUUGUGGGUGAAAAGGUUGAGGUUCUAUUCCCCAUAUCAGAACCUGGAGCUCUGAAAGGCAGGGAUGUAUGGGGAGCAGGGUAUCAUUUGAGGUGUCACCCUUUUGAUGGGUCUAAGUGA
Messenger RNA from Coregonus sp. 'balchen', 13115 nucleotides. NCBI's taxonomy places the organism in Eukaryota, Metazoa, Chordata, Actinopteri, Salmoniformes, Salmonidae. The record is from the annotation of a GenBank genome assembly.